CUGCUGCUACGAUGCGGGUUCGUUUGGUUGCUGUUGGCUACCGAUAUAUGUGAGAGUUGAGUUCGUUAUUUAGAUAUUGGUUUGAUUUCAAUGGAAAUAAACAAAACAGCGAUUGAUAAAAUUCGUUCCGACUUCUAUCGCUAAAUAUAGGUACCUGAUAAAGACAUAAGAUUCGACGCGGGAAUCGGUAUUCGAUUGAUAAGAAAAACGUCGUGGUAGUUUUGUUGAAAUUGUCGCGAGCCUUUUCGUAUGAUCAGAAGUGUAUCAGCCGAUUCAGUACUGCACGAGUAACGAACGACUUCAGUCCAGUCAUCUUGGUGAUCUUGUACGGAGUCAAACGGAUUAUAAUGAGCCGGAUAUUCGCAGCACUAACCAUUUGUCUGAUCGUGACAGGUUUCACAGCUUAUCCAACGUUCGCCGAUGACAUUCCAGCGGAAAUCAAGGAUCUGGACAUAGAAAAACUUAAGGAACAAUUGCCGGAGGGUUUCAUUCCUCCGGAAUUUCAGAACAUUACCUUGCCGAGCCUGGAAGAUAUUCAGAAAAUAGUGAAAGAUAAAUGUUCGAAGGCAGCCGGCAGCGAUGCUGCAUUCGAACAAGCGGAACAGGCCGGACAGCGAUUGAGUGAAUGUCUGAAAGAUUUGAUCGACUUCAGCGAUCUGCAGAACGAAAUCAAACUAGCCAAACCAACGGGCGAUCUGGAUACAGUGUUUAAUAAGUACUGUCGCCGGCGAUCAACAGCGAUCGAGUGCAUCAACACAUUUUCCAACGAUGUUGAAAUAUGCUUGGAUGACGAUGAGCGGGAAAGUAAGCGGGUGCUGGUGAAUAUUGUGCACGGCCUGUUGAACUUUGUUUGCCACAAAGAUGGAGAUCAGAUCGCACUCUUUAUCGCCGAGGAAGGUCCGGAAUGCUUCCAGGAGCAAAAACAACCUCUAAUCGAUUGUUUCAACACGACUCUCAGAGGAUAUCUGGAUGACCCAACACCCAGAGCAUCGGAGGGUAUUCCAAAGUUGGUAAUGGGUAAAAAACAAUGCGAUGACAUGGACAAUCUAAGAGAAUGUUUCGUUAACGUCUUAGAAGACUGUAGGGAAUCUACACCGGCAAAUUUGGUGGAGUCCUUAUUCAAAUUCGUCCGGAGGGAAACUCCGUGUGCCAAUUUUACGACGGCACCACAUACAUCUCGAAGAAACUCUGCUGACUUGAUGAAAUCAUCGAUACAAGUUAUAUUACUCACCUGGCUGAUGGUUUUCUUGGCGAAAUUCAUGAUUCACUGAUCCAUUGAAAGGUUGAUAAAGUGUUUUGGUAUUUCAUGUGAUAGGAGAGCCACACAAUGGCUACCAAGUGGAAGAAUAAAGAUGCACGAGAAUUUUUAUGUUUAAAUCUAAGAUAUUAAGAGUCUAGGUAAACCGGAAACUUGAAUACUUGAUUCGUUGUGCGUGUACAUCAAUAAAAUCAAAUCUUUACAUUCGAUCGGA
Malaya genurostris is the source of this 1472-nucleotide messenger RNA. Its product is annotated as 27 kDa hemolymph protein-like. NCBI's taxonomy places the organism in Eukaryota, Metazoa, Arthropoda, Insecta, Diptera, Culicidae. The transcript is spliced from 7 exons. The record is from RefSeq and is a predicted model, not a curated record. The coding region runs from base 348 to 1271 and encodes 307 amino acids.